UUGAUGGAGAGAAGUAGAGGAGAAAGACAGAAACAUGGUGUAGAUGUAGCAAAGAGUGGAAACAAUUAUUUCAACUCUCAAUAUUUCAUUCGCGCAUCUCUCCUCAUUUCUACUUUGUUCAAUUUUAUUUUCUCAUAGCACGGCGGUUUCGCCGCUUUACGGUCCGAGUCGUGUAUCCUUGACAACGCGAACAACUGUCCUGCGAAGUUUGUAUCAAGUGUUGCAGCUUCAGCCGGAAAAUAAACAGGAUAUUUAACCGUUCAACGAACUGGACCGACUCGAGGGGUUUCAAACCAAGCGUUUAGGGAAACGGGAUAGCGCGAGACAAUAGUGGUGCGAGAGAGAGGGAGCUCGUGUAGGGGGGGAUCGAUGCCUCGCGGGGGCUUUGUUCUGUCCUGCGUGGAGACUUACCGCGAGCCCAGCGCGGAUAUCGACUGAUUGACCAGUGGAUUAAUGAUCGGUUGGUAACUGAUAAGGGGACCGUGAAGCCUCCGCAGCAAAACCAUGGACGUGACUCUGUCCGAGUUACUGGCCGCUUUCAUGGAGUCACCGCUGGUGGUGUGGGUGCGGACUCUGGGCCCAUUGGGUUCGUGUGGCGAUUCGGGCUCAGAGGAACGGGUCAACAUGUUCAUGGAGCUGGUGGAUGGCGUCUUCCUGCACAAGAUCAUGACUCACAUUGACCCCAGUCCCACUAAUCAGAGGCUGAACAAGAAUGUGAACAAUGAUGUGGCGCUACGCCUUCACAACUUGACCGUUCUCACCAGGCACAUCAGGACGUACUACCAGGAGACCUUACAGCAGUUGAUAGUCAUGCCCCUUCCCAACAUCCUCUGCAUUGCCAAGGAUCCAUUGUCAGCCAAGAGCAUGGAAGAGCUGAAGAGACUGUUGUUGCUGAUACUAGGCUGUGCUGUACAGUGUGAGCGUAAGGAGGAGAUGAUAGAGAAGAUCAAGCUGCUGGACAUUGAUACCCAAGCUGCCAUUGUCUCUCACAUCCAGGAGGUGACCCACAACCCAUUGAAUGUUCUUGACCUGUCCUGGCUGGAUGAAGGCACUGAGGUCACACAUGAAGUGCUGGAACCUCUGUCCCGUAACAUGGCUGUGUCCCUACAGCAACUCAUUGACCAGCGAGACAAAGCCAGUGAGGUGAUUGUGGACCUCACCCAGGAGAGAGACUAUUUAACCAGUCAGCAGCCCCAGGAAGGAUGCAGGAAUCUGGAGAUGAGCAGCCCAGAGCGCGGUGCUGGAGGUGUGGGAAUGAGUAACGGUGGAUUUGCUGCAGUUUUGCCUGCGCUGUCCAAAGAGGAAAAGCAGCAUCUGUCUGUGGAGCUUGCUGAUACCAAGGCCAAGCUCCGCAGAUACAGACAAGAACUGGAGGAGAAGACAGAGCAGCUGAUGGAUUCAAAACAUGAAGUGGAGCGUCUGGAUCAGGAGUUACAGCGAAUGAAGCAGGAGAACCAGUCACUGUCUUGUGAGGCUCGCUCUGCGCGAGUGUACCGGGAUGAGGUGGACUCAUUGAGGGAAAGAGCAGCUCGGGUCGACAGGCUGGAGACGGAACUGACCCGAUGUAAAGAGAAACUCAAUGAUGUGCACUUCUACAAAACCAGAGUGGAGGAGCUUCGUGAAGACAACCUGACGUUACUGGAGACAAAAGUGUUGUUGGAGGAGCAGCUGUCAGCAUCCAGGGGACGCUGUGAUAAGCUGCACACACUGGAGAAAGACAAUCUGUUACUACGAGCUAAAAUACAUGACCUGGAAAUGGAGAGGGACAAUGAACGUCGCAGGCUGGAGGAGCUGGUUGAGGAGAACAUGCUCCUGGAGAUUGGACAGAAACAGAGCAUGAACGAGUCAGCUCAUCUGGGCUGGGAGCUGGAACAGCUUACCAAAAACAACGAAAACACUAACACAGAGACUCGUAAGUCAUUGGUCCAUGAGUUGAAUGAGUGUGUUUCAAGCCGGGUAUUGAAGCUGGAGAAGGAGAACCGGGAGCUGCAGUCUUCUGUAGACAAACUGAAAGAAGAGAACCUCCUCCUGCAGGAGCACCAGCUCCACACCCAGGAGGUGGAUAGAGAGAACCAGAGUCUCAGCAUCAAGUUGGAGCGUCUUCAGGGAUUGUUGGACCAGGAGAGACUGACCAAUCAGGACAUGGAGUCUUUGGGAGAGGAAAUACUGAAGGAAAAACAGAGUCUGGAGAGAGAAAUGCACGUUCUGAGGGCAGAGAAGGAUCGACAGAUUUCAGAAUUGGAGAGUGAAAAACAGCAUCUUUCUCAAGCAGUGGUGUCCCUCCAGGAGCGUGCACAGUCUAACAGCGAGGCAAGAGUCCGUGAGGUAGAGGCAAAGAAUCGCUUACUGCAGCAGAGCAUCACCGAUACCAGCUCCAGACUGGCCAGCUUAGAAACUCAACUCAAAGUAACCAGUGAGGAAGCAGACAGGCUGAGGGAGAGAGCUGCAAGGUGUGAGGAGGCAGAGAGGGAGGCGGCUAAACUGGAAAGAAGCAGGGACGCUCUGAACAGAGAAGUGGCCUCUCUGCGUGCCUGCAGCGAACAGUCAGAGAUACUAGAGAAGCAAGUGUCCUCCUUGGAACAGGAGGUGCACAGGCUGAAGCGAGAGGCAGAUGAGGCUCAGCGGGAGCUGCACCGACUGGGGAAGUAUGAGGCAGACAACAGUUUGCUGUCAAAGGAAAACCUGGACCUCCGUUGCUCCAUGGAAAACCUUCGCUCCUCAUCUGCCCGCCUGGGCCCCCUGCAAGAGGAGCUCAAUGAGGCACAGAGAGAGACACAAGAGCUACGGAGAAGUUUAGAAGAGGCCAGGGAGGAGAUUCAGGGAGAGAAGAAAAGAGCAGAGAGGCUGGAGCUGAACUUGGUAACUCUGAACCAGGAGAAGCAUCGCUUAGAGGAGAACAUGGAGAAGAGCAAAGAGGAGACGGCACAGGUAGAGAGGAAAAGGCAAGAGACACAAACUCGAGAGGAGGAACUGAGAAGGGAAUUGGAGGAACUGAAGGAGGAGCGGAGGAGGAGGGAGGAAGGUGACGAGGAGAGGAAGAAGCUCCAGCUGGACCUGGAGCAGUCAGAGAAGGGCAGGAAGCACCUGGAGAAGGAGAGCUGGAGGAUCAGAACUUUGCUGGAAGGGAAAGAGACAGAGUUAGAGGAGAAGGUCGAGCAACUGACUACCCUGAAAAAGGAAAGUGCAACUCUGAGUAAGGAAGUGGACAGGCUGAAGGAGAUGACAGUCAAAGCCAAGGAGUCAGAGCGGGAGAACAAAGAGCUUCAAAAACAAGCAACUAUUGACAAGAGGACUUUGGCUACACUGAGAGAGGAGCUGGUGUCAGAGAAGCUAAGUGUUCAGCAAAAAAAUGUUGAAUUAGAGAGACUAAAUGAAGAACUGGAGAAGAUUGGUCUGAACAGAGAAAAACUGCUGCAGCAAGAACACACGCUGGAGGACAGCAGGUACAGGCUGCUGGAGUCUCGGCUCGAAGAAACUGUCAAACAGACAAUGAAGAUUAAAGAAGAGAAAAUCUCAAGUCUGGAAAAGAAACUGGAAGAGAGCAACAUACUCAACGCUACUCUUCGUACUGAGCUAGCCACUCUUCAGGCUCAUCAGACUGUGUCCGCUAUACGUCAGCAACAGAAGGAGGAAAACAACCACAACUUCCAGCAGCACUCAAAGAGCGAACGGGAUGCUACAGCUGAACUACUUCGAAUCAAAGAUCAUCUGAUUGACGUAGAAAAGAAUAAUUCCUCCCUGCAGACGGAGAGCAGUCUCUUGAAGGAGCAACUAAAACAGCUGGAGAACCAGAACACCUCUCUCAACAACCAGAUGGUGACGCUACAACGACACACCAGCACCCUGCAAGAACAGAAUUCAGCCUUACACACACAGACGGCAAAACUACAGGUGGAAAACUCCACACUCUCUUCCCAGAGUGCAUCUCUGAUGGCCCAAAAUGCAGUGCUGCAGGGCCAAGUCACAGCUCUGGAGACCGAGGUAGAGUCGUGGCAGCGGCAGCGUGAGGAGGCAUGGCGGGGCAGGGAAAAUGUGCUCAGCGAUCAUGAACGCCUAUUGAGCGUUCAUGAGAGGCAAGCACAUGAGUAUGAGCAGCUGAUCAGUCAGCAUGCUGCACUGAAAGGCAAGCAGAGGGCGCUAGAGAAUGAACACAGGACGCUGCACAGCAAGUAUUGUGUGUUGCUGCAGCAGAAGGAGAAAUGGGAUGAGCAGGAGGGGCGUGGUCAGAAAGAAAAGGAAGAGCUAAACCUAGAGGUCCAGAAGAAUCGGCUACUACAGCAAGAGAAUCUACAGCUAAAAGCAGAACUGGACAGACUGACAGAGUGUCAAGGACAACAAAUGGGACAAAAUGAGGGGCUCCAGCAGCGUAUAAUUGACAUCAAAAGUUCUUUGAGCACUGCCCAGCAGGAAGUGACCCGAUGGACGGCACAGUACGAUUCACUAAUGGAGAAACACCAGAGCCUGGAUCUUAGCAUGACCAAGCUAGAUAACCACUGUGAGCUGUUGAGUCGACUGAAAGGUAACCUGGAAGAGGAGAACCACCAUCUCCUGAGUCAGAUCAACCUGCUGAGUCAGCAGAACCACUCUCUGCUAGAGAGGAGCAUGGAAAGCAAAGAGCUGUAUCACCAGGAACAGAAGCUAUACAUCGAUAAGCUGAAUGCUCUUCGUCGCCAAAAAGAGAAACUGGAGGAAAAGAUCAUGGACCAGUACAAGUUCUAUGACCCCACACCUAAAAAGAGGAGUCAGUGGGCAGGAGCCAAGGCUUUAGCUAAACUAAUUAAACCCAGAAAAGAGAGCAGCAGGGAGAGAGGGAGCGACCAAGACAAGGAAGUGAGCAAAGAGAGGGAGCGAGUGAAGAGUGCUCCAGACAUCCCCCUACCUGCGACACCCUCUCUCCUCCCCCCGGAGACCCCGCCCCCUGUUCCCCGACAUACUGGAAGCGACUUGCAUGAUGGCAGCCAUACACACAGUAACCAUAACAACCACACCACCAGCCCCAGCCUGGGACCCCAGAGUCCAGCACUGACACCCAUCAGCCGAGGGUUGACUGACAGAGGCCGGGGCGUGUAUUGUAGCAGCACUCCAGGAGGCAGCAAUGAAAGUGUCAAUGGAGAAGAUGCACAUGGACAAGGUCAGAUUCUUAAGACCCAUCUAAGCUCCACUCCAAGUCAUCAGUCACCCUCGUUGGCCCUAAGUAACAACAACAAUUCCAGACUGGGACAAGGUCCAAGUCGCAGGCCCAGAGGAUCGUUAUAUGAUGAAGAUUCUCGCCACAACACCUCUGACUCCAUGUUUGGUCUCCAUGGGAACACGGGAGGUCGCCCAGGGUCGGCAGACUACAGCCACAAUACUUCCAGCUCCAACUCACCUGUCAGCUGCAGAGACACAUCAGAUCGACAAAUGCGUUCCGCCAGCCUCUCUAGUGAUGAUGUCAUGGGUCUAACCCAAUCACAGCCAACUCUGUCACGUAGUUCCACCCUUCCAUAUGACCAUCUACCCCAGAGGGCUCAACCACAGCGUGGAGGAGGAAUAAGGAGUAAAACCCGCCCAUCUUCUCCUGGAAGUGAAAUGGUAACGCUGGAAGAGUUUCUACAUGAGAGCAACAUAAAAUCACCUCCUGUGGUGUCAACAGGAAGCAGGGAGGACUUGAUGACUGACUACUUCACCAGAAGCCCUGCUCCCCCAACUCCUGCUGGCAGAGACCAGGUGACACCCACCAGCUAUGUCACACCCACUGUGCAGUCAUCCAGCCAAAGGCCAGGCCAGAGCGUGAAGCCUUCACCCCGCCAGCCUGUUGGCCAGUCGCCGGCCUCGAGCCAGCCGGUCACCCAGAGAACCAAACAGUCACUGAGCAGGGCCUUCAGCUUGGCCUCGGCUGAUCUGCUGCGCUCUAACGGACCAGACAGUUUCCGUGGAAGUGACGGAUCCCCUGGCCAAGCGGAUGCAGUGGUCCGUCGUCAAGGGGGAGGGACUAAUGGGAGAGAGCGACCACUGUCUGCUCGUUUCGCUGGUCCGUGUAAUGAUCAUGCAGACGGCAGCUUCCUAAACCCAACCAUUCACCACUCGUCCUCUCUCAGCCUGCAGACAGAGAGGUGCGCUGAGAGAGAACGAGACAGAGGGAGGACGGCCAUCUCUCGAAAUGGCCCUCCUUCGUCCUCCUCCCACCAUCGUGGAGAGGUCGCCAUGGUAACCCCUGUCAGGGCUGUGCCUGCCACACGGCCAGAUGAAGCCUCUGAUCAUGUGGAGGCCCUCAGGGACGGGCGGUCAGGAGACUCUUCCCAAACGAAGAAAGAAAGUGAGAGAGCGAGGUGUGGUUCUGUUGAACGCCCUAAAAGCACGCCAGCCUCUCCUGACCCCAACAACGACCCCCAGACUGUGUGGUAUGAGUAUGGCUGUGUCUAAACAGUGCAGCUAACCGAUGUCUAUGAUUGUGGCGGGGUCUAAAGACAAGAACCAGAUACUCUGCUGGGUCAGACUUUUAGUGCUUUGUGUCCUCAGACACAAGUAAUCAGCUUUUGGUCUAAGCUCAUUGUAUUGUGGAUAAACUUUUGGAAGUGUUUGGUUACGCUUUGUUUCAGUACAGCAUUGGCCACUGGAAGUCUGUGGCUUAGCUUUGUCUAAAUCUUGGAAAGCAAUACCACUUUUAAAAACAUCUCUGGAGUAAAGGCCUCGGUUAAGUUUUGUACAUGAACAACCAAGCAAGGAUUUCAUAACACCAUCUGCCAAGAUAGACUGAUUGACUUAGUCUAUCAGGAAGCUUCGUAAGCUAAGAAGCUGCUGAGAUUUCAGCUGCACGUAGUCAAUCACAUUUCACCUCAUCUGCUGGAUCUGUGGAGUCAAUAACCUCUCAUCAUUGAGCUUCACAAGCUGAAUCUCUGAGGUGGAUGCACUAUAGAUUUGACUUCAGUCAACUGAUGGUCUUUUACUGGCUUAAACCUGAACACCACAACACUAUAGAUGGCCUCUGAGGAUGCUGGGAUUUGGUCUCUGUUUUGUUACUGGGAAUCAGCAAUUCCUCUUGGUCAAAUUAGCCACCAAAAGAUCCUUUUUAAACUGUGCACGUGAUUGUAAUGUGUUGUUUUUACCAGAAGAUGAUCCAGAUUUAUAAAAAAAUAAAUAAAUAAAUAAGAGUGCACCUUGUGCAAAGAUGAAGGUGGAAGCUGCAAUAUCUGAGAUCUGAGAAUCCAUAACACUUAAAGCCUGAAGGGACAGGCAGCGAGGAGAAGUGCGUAGUCGUGGACCUGAACACUAAGAGCAGGAGGGUCUAUGAGCUGGAAUUCUUUCACUGCUUACAUACUGAUCUUGCAAAUGUUUACCUGGAUUCUACCAAGCCUGCAGCACUGUACACCAGCAACUGAACAAUUUAUUUGAAUGAAAGGGAGAAAGCGACUGAAUGUAUCAGAUUCUCUACCUUUUAUUCCUGCGCUUCUCUGAUACCUUGAACAAACACUGGAAAUGAAGAAAUGGAGGGAUACCAGGAAAGAGGUAGACGGACUCGAGAGAAUGGCGGACAGAGAAAGCGACAGAUAUAGAGACAGAUGGAGUGACCCGAGGAUGGAUAGAUAAACAGGACAGAGAUGGAGGGGCUCCUCCCAGUUAAAUUACAGUCUUUUUCCCUCCAUCUUUAGAUUCUGUCCCAGCAUGCAACACUCUGACACUUUACUGGAAAUGUUGCUCGACCCAAGCCAACACUAGUCCCACAAACACACACACAUACUUAUACAAAGACACACACACACACACAUGCAUUGUCCUUGAGGGGGUUGGUUGUGGCUUCGCUAACCAGUGAGCUGGACGUAAUUCACACACACAUGCACACACUCACCACUGGGAAACCGCUGUGUUUUGGUAGGGCAUACUUCUGCACGCUAAGUCAGCCAGACAGUUGUACAACAGGGAGAGAGAGGGAGAGUCCUGCUCAGAUUUGCAUAUAAGCAGCAAAUGUUGAGAGCUUAAUGGUAAAUAAAAGCACCACUUGGUAAACAUACCCAUUAAGUAAGAACAACUAAAAUCCUCCAAGUGUCUCCGGUGACUCUCUUGACAGUGGUGCACGUUAAACAGCAGGGAUAGGUGAAAAUCUUUCAGUUUGCAGGAAAAUAUAAACUUUUCAAGCAAAAAAAAAAAAAAAUAAUAAUAAUAAUUAAUUGUGACCAUUUGCUACUUUUCUUUUUGGUUCUAGCUAUGAACCAUGUUUCUUUGGGUUUAAGACUGGAGGAAAGGAAUUAAGAGUGGUCCUUUUUAUCAUUGAUAAUUCAAUCAUUUGACAGCUGAUAUUGGAGCUCUAACGUUAAGCUAUGCAAAGGAACAUAGCAUUCACCCAAGUAGACACAGACACAGGAAGUCAACAUGUUGAAUGAAUCUGACGGAAUUUCGCCAAUUUUACUGAAAUGUCAACCACAGGAAAGAUAAGCAACAUUAACGUCAUUGUGUGGUUUAUUUUCGUCAAGACACUAUGUGAUAAGCAGACGAACAAUCCAUGUCACAUAACCAGAUAUCUAUCUGAUCAAAUCAUAUUGUAAACAUUACCUGGUGAUGGUUACUAUGCACAUUUAACCAGGGUCAUUUUGUUGAUGAACAGUACUAGUCAAAUGUUUGGACACCUCAAUUCUUUCAAGGGUUUAUUACAGUGAUGAAGAAAACUGACGACAUCCUUUAAUUUGAUCGCAGCGUUUGAGCUGCCAGGAGUUCCUGCACGUUCUUUUAACAUUGUGUGAGUUGGUUAAUGUCCAUUUCUUUGACUGGUGUUGUUUAAUAUAAUACAUCUCACCUACACAGACCAGAUGGAAAUGUCUGUUUUUGACUACUGACCUCCAGUCUCUACCCUGGAUUUACACCAUUGCCCUCAAUAGUCUAAAUAUAACCAUGAGCUUUUAACAGAUGGAGUCAAGGGUCUAUUGGACACACAUGAAUGAUUUUGGUAUGUUGCUCUCAUCACAGGCGAAUGACUACACUUACAAACGCUUUGUGCAUUCUUUGUAGCACAUUUAAAUAGAGAGAGAAGAAUGAAAAUGUCUUUUGAAGACAGCCAAUGAUAAACAAUAAGAUUCUCGUGAUAUAACGAGGACCUACUGAUGGUCUGUCUGUACUGCUGUUUGCAAAGUCAAACCUGUCCCAUCUACGUUAAAAAUGACUGACAGCCAACAUUCCAAUAGCACUAAUAUGAUGAUGAUGAUGAUGAUGAUGAUGAUGAUGAUGAUGAUGAUGAUGAUGAUGAUGAUGAUGAUGAUGAUGAUGAUAAGAAGGAAGGAAGAUGGAACACUGGGGUUGUGAAAAAGAAGACCUGGCUGCGUUGUCAGCCUCUCGGUGCACAUUCCCAUCAAACAUCACAUGUCAGUAUGCAACAAGCUAAAUUAUUUCUACUGUAACAUAUGUACAUGAUGUUUCUUUUUUUAACUGGUCAAAUAUAAGAAAACUUGGGAAACCUGUUGUAAAAACUUCAUGAACUUUAGCACGGAAAUGCACGUCGAAACCAAAAAAUCACAAAUCCAGAUGAACUGUAAACUGCUAGAAUGCUUUUAAUGCUUGUGUAUUUCCUGAAAUGGGUUUCUCAGAGAAGUGAGGUCACAUUGGCAGAUGAUGGGACAUGUAGGUUAAUGCUGUCAGCUGACCUGUGGUUGGGUUUACGUGUACAUUCAAAGCAUCUCACAGUGAUCACUUCACAGAGCCCUUCAGGUGUGUGUGUGUGUGUGUGUGUGUGAGAGCCACUUGAAGCUUUGUGAUAUCAAAUGUUGUUGAAAUGUAAUGUUUGCAUUCUCUCUGUCCUUUCUCUACUUGUGUCUUUGCUCUGUUUCGUUGAAUCCCGAUGUGUUGAUCUGUACGAUUGCCUCACUGUCUCUUAAAUGUGAUGUCCUCCCUCAACCAAAUCUCUGUGAUCUCUGCCUGGGAGUGACUCUGGCUCAGCACGUUUGUGCAAUGAGUGAAAAAAAUAAAAAUAAAAAGGACACCAAAUAUCUGCAGUGACAUAAAGGUGACGUGGAGUUGACAUCACUGACACUUCCUGCUUUAACUGGAAUUACUGCUACUGUAGUUCACUUUAUGACUACUCUUGACUGACUGCUAUCCUGUGAUUACUACUGUUAAAGGCUACUAGUUUGAUUGAGGAGGCUGAUGUUAUUGCAAAAGCUUUUUGGUAAUAAAGAUUUAUAAACCCAAA
Mugil cephalus (flathead mullet) is the source of this 10153-nucleotide messenger RNA. It is a transcript of the gene ccdc88c, whose product is annotated as coiled-coil domain containing 88C. The transcript has 32 exons. Lineage: Eukaryota; Metazoa; Chordata; Actinopteri; Mugiliformes; Mugilidae. The record is from RefSeq and is a predicted model, not a curated record. Bases 505 to 6402 code for a protein of 1965 amino acids. Gene Ontology annotation, biological process: cytoskeleton-dependent intracellular transport; cytoplasmic microtubule organization. Gene Ontology annotation, cellular component: cytoplasm; centrosome. Gene Ontology annotation, molecular function: dynein light intermediate chain binding; microtubule binding.